This is a messenger RNA of Cyprinodon variegatus (sheepshead minnow), 1272 nucleotides long. It is a transcript of the gene g6pc1a.1, whose product is annotated as glucose-6-phosphatase-like. NCBI's taxonomy places the organism in Eukaryota, Metazoa, Chordata, Actinopteri, Cyprinodontiformes, Cyprinodontidae. Gene Ontology annotation, molecular function: glucose-6-phosphatase activity. Gene Ontology annotation, cellular component: membrane. Bases 113 to 1168 code for a protein of 351 amino acids. The record is from RefSeq and is a predicted model, not a curated record. Gene Ontology annotation, biological process: glucose 6-phosphate metabolic process; gluconeogenesis. The transcript has 5 exons.
AGCAGACAGGACAGUUUGAGAGAGAGCGUUGCAGUAACAGGUCCCUGCAAAUAAGACAAAGGAGGCCAGAUUCCAGCUAUCAUCCUCCUUCUGAGGUCUUCGCUGUGAUAUCAUGGAUCUCCUUCACAGCUGGGGGGUUGAGCUGGCCAUUCACCUGCAGACCAGAUACAGCAGGUACGAGGGCCUUUUCAGCCUUGCUUCUGCCGUGGCUGAUUUGCACACCACGUUCUUCUGCCUGUUCCCCGUCUGGUUCUACAUACGCAGAGACACGGGGGUCAGGCUUAUCUGGGUGGCUGUCAUCGGAGACUGGCUCAAUUUAUUGCUGAAAUGGGUUCUUUCUGGGGAGAGGCCGUACUGGUGGGUUCAUGAGACCCAGUUUUACAGAGCGGGAAAGGCCCCUUCGCUGCAGCAGUUUCCAAUCACAUGUGAGACUGGACCAGGAAGCCCUUCAGGUCAUGCUAUGGGUGUAGCUGGUGUCUGGUAUGUGAUGGUUACUGCGUUGCUUUCAAUUGCAAGAGAAAAAAAAUGCCCCUUUUUGCUAUACAGGUUGUUGCAGAUAGGUUUGUGGGCCUUGAUGGCUCUGGUGGUGCUGAUUGUCUGCAUGUCCAGGGUUUUCAUGGCGGCCCAUUUCCCACAUCAGGUUAUAACAGGGUUCAUCACAGGGAUUGUUGUCGCUGGAAUAGUUUCCAAGAAGAAGUGGAUUUACAACGCCAGCAUGAGCAAAUACCUCAUCAUCACCAUCUUCAUGACUGUUUUCGCUAUUGGCUUCUACCUGCUGCUUAAAAUUGUUGGAGUGGACUUGCUUUGGACCAUAGAAAAAGCCCAGAAAUGGUGCAUCCGGCCGGAGUGGAUCCACAUGGACACCACACCCUUCGCCAGCCUCCUACGUAACAUGGGUAGUCUGCUCGGGCUCGGACUCGGACUGCAAUCUCCGUUCUACGGUGACUUCAAGAAGAACUCAAAUGCUGCCUUCAAAAUGGGGUGCAUUAUGAUUUCUUUGUUCUUGCUUCAACUCUUGGAUGGAUGGACAUUUUCCUCGGACAACCAUGUGUCUUUUUAUGUACUAUCUUUUGGUAAGAGUGCUUUUGCACUUUUAAUCCCAACUAUUUUGGUUCCUUGGGCUCUCUGCAGGAUCUGCAAAGGAACUGAGGUUGAUAAGAACUUGUAAUUUAGAUCUGACAUGGUGCUUCAAUUUAGCUACUUUUUUUUUUUUAGCUAUUCCUUAUUUUCUUAAAUUGUUUCCUAAUCUUUAUUAAAGAAAACUGAGACAAA